Messenger RNA from Saccostrea cuccullata (small rock oyster), 2673 nucleotides. RefSeq names its product myotubularin-related protein 9-like. Gene Ontology annotation, cellular component: membrane; cytoplasm. Gene Ontology annotation, biological process: negative regulation of autophagy; phosphatidylinositol dephosphorylation. The transcript is spliced from 15 exons. NCBI's taxonomy places the organism in Eukaryota, Metazoa, Mollusca, Bivalvia, Ostreida, Ostreidae. The record is from RefSeq and is a predicted model, not a curated record. Gene Ontology annotation, molecular function: phosphatidylinositol-3-phosphate phosphatase activity.
GUCUGCUACUUCCGGUGUAUACUAAUUUAUGAAAUUUGAGGAAAGACUUCAAAACACUUUUAGCAAACUCUUUAGUCGAAUAUGCUAUGAUGAGAUGAUUUGUGAAAGCUGAACCUGUGACAGAUUUAGAUUCAUGAGCUGUCAUUGAGACACAAUUAUAAUGGAGUUUGCAGAAUUCAUCAAAGUACCUAUGGUAGACAAUGUUACUCUGUACAGGCCAUUCAAGGUUCCCGACAAUGGUACACUUUGUAUCACAGGCCAUCAUUUGAUAUUCUCAACAAGGCAGAAAGAAAAUCAUGAAGAACUUUGGCUCUUGCACAGUGCAGUGGAUGCGGUUGAGAAAAGAACAGCCCUACAACCCAACGGCAAAUUUUCCAUUAUUUUGAAGUGUAAAGAUUUUAAAUUGUUAUCACUAGAAUUUGAGAAUGCUGAUGUUAUGAACAAUGUGGCAACAUCUAUAGAACAACUUUCUAAUAUAAAUGAUGUCACUUUGAAAUACCCCUUCUUCUAUCGAGCCAUGUUUGAGCCACUUGAAGACGGAUGGCAAGCAUUCCAGCCAGAGAAUGACUAUCCAAGGUUCAAAGAGUGUGCUGAUGAAUGGAGAGUUACAAAUAUCAACAGGGAGUAUAAAAUCUGCCCUUCCUACUCUCAUUCUAUCAUUGUUCCUAAGUCCGUGGAUGAUGACACCAUUAUCAAAUCUUCACAGUUCCGUCAACAUGGCCGCUUCCCUGUCCUUAGCUACUAUCACAGACAAACAAAGGCUGUUAUGAUGAGGUGUAGCUAAGUGAGGUGAAAACAUCAGCCCCAAAAUAUUUUGGUAAUUUUUGACAGUUUUUAUUUGCUGUCUGGUUUAUUUAUUUCCAUCUAUCUUAUUUUAGCAAACAACAAACGCUGUAAAGAGGACGAGAAACUGCUGAAUGCUGUACUAGGAAUAGGGAAGAAGGGCUACAUCAUUGACACGAGGUCUCAGGCAGCGGCCAAAGCUGCACAGGCAAGAGGAGGAGGUUAUGAACCUGAUGCCCACUACUCACACUGGAGGAGAAUCCACCAGAGUAUUGAAAAAAGACAGACAUUCCAUGAGUCCCUGAUCAAACUGUUGGAAGCAUGUACUGAUGAUGGCUGUAGUAUGGACAAGUGGUUGUCUAAGCUGGAGUCCAGUAGCUGGCUGUCCCAUGUCAAGGACAUUCUGACCUGUGCUUGUACAGUGGCUCAGUGUAUGGACUCAGAGGGAGCCAAUGUUCUGGUACAUGGAUCAGAAGGAUUUGACAGCACACUUCAGAUUACUUCUCUAGUCCAGAUAGUCCUAGAUCAUGACUGUAGAACAAUCAAUGGAUUUGAAGCUCUAGUGGAGAGGGAAUGGUUACAGGCGGGACAUCCCUUUAAUGACCGCUGCGCCAAAUCUGCCUUUGCAGUUUCCAAGAACAGACAAGAAUCACCUGUUUUCCUCCUUUUUCUGGACUGCGUCUGGCAGAUUUGGCAACAAUUCCCAUGUUCUUUUGAGUUCAAUGAGGACUUUUUAAUUGAAUUAUUUACUCAUGCCUAUUACUCGGAUUUUGGAACAUUUCUGUGUAAUAAUGAGAAUGAAAGAAAGAAGUACAAGUUAUCAGAAAGAACAGUUUCAUUAUGGACAUAUUUAACAAGACCAGAAAUCCUACAGCAGUAUCUAAAUCCAAUGUAUGACCCUAAUCCACAUGUGAUCUGGCCAUCUGUAGCCCCACAAAGUCUUGGUUUGUGGACACGUUUGUAUCAGAGGUCUUAUGUAAAUGACAAGAAACAAAGGGAAGCAUGGAGGGAAAUCAGCAAGAUCCAAUCUCAUGACAAGGAACUGAGGUCAAGAGUUGCCAAACUUAGAAGGUUACUGGCAUCUCUGGAGAAAGAGGCCCUAUCAGCAGGGGUGAUCCUGCCUACAGAGUUAGAUGUAGACUGCACACUGGAGGAAGCGUAAAGACUUGUGAUAUAGACAUAGGGUGCAAUAAAACACUGGGAUAUCUAGAUGUGAAGGGAUAUGUGCAAUACAUAUGAAUUUCGUGGAUUAACAGUAUAUUGUAUGAUUCUUUUGUUGAAAUGAUAGAAACAUUGUUUUAUCUAGUAAUUUUUAGAUAAAUGCAUGUCCAUAUCAGAUUCUUAUAAGACAUCUGUAUAUGUUUGGAAAGCAGUACAAAUACAUUCCAGAUGACUUUCGUAAGAAAAGCAUUUGCUAUAAAAGCUAAGUUGUGUUUGUUUAUUUUAUUUUCACCUGCCUUUAUUGCACUAGUGUUCAAAACUGAUUCUUAAGCAUAAGAACAGUAAAUAUUACCCAAUACAGCUUAAAUGUUUAGGAGAAUUUUCCUCCUAUGUAUGCUGCAGGUGAGAAAUGUUCAGUUCUCUAUUUUCAGCUCUCAAUGUGAUUUUCCCAGCAUACUAUUAUUUGAAUGUAAUUCAUUGCUGAUUUGUAAUUUUUCCAUUUCUCAUCAUUGCUCCUUUUUGUGUGAAUGUACAGUGCACUUGUAGGAAUUUGUUUGUUACUUAACUUGUUAUCACUGGUUGAAAUAGUCAUUAAUUGUUUUGUUAAAAGAAAUAGUAGGAGUUAUAUGACUUGUUAUUGCAGUCUUUAUUAUUAUUGGGCAAAACAUUUUUUUUUUUAAUAUUGCCAAGAGAACCUACAUCCACAUUAAUAAAGUAUGAUUAAAUCCA